UUUCCUGCUGUCAGUGUGAUGACGUUGUUCCGGUUUGUGCAGUGUGUUUGUCAAAUUCAUUUCCGGUUCAUAGGUUCACAACGUGGCUGCGGAUGUUUUCCAGCGUGGGGUUCACAGCUCAGAAAGUGUAGACACUGUGAGGAUAAACAGCAGUAAAAUGGCUGAGUUCAAGGUGCACCGUGUUCGCUUCUUCGACUACAUGCCCACUGCUAUCCGAGCCAUGGCGUUUAACCCCCGCACGGAGCGGCUGGCUGUGGCCCGGGCUGAUGGAGCUCUGGAGAUCUUCAACUUCGCGGACAACUACUUCCAAGAGAAGGUCAUCCCAGGGCAGGACGGCCGGGCUGCGGAGGCUCUGUGUUGGCUGGGCCAGCGCCUGUUCAGUGCCGGGCUGAAUGGAGAGAUCACAGAGUAUGACCUGGAGAACCUGAGACCCAGGUACACAGUGGAGGCCUAUGGAGGACCAAUCUGGAGCAUCAGUAGCAACAGCCAGGGAACCCUGCUCGCGGUUGGUUGUGAAGACGGGACAGUGAAAAUAUUUGAAAUACUGGAAGAGAGGAUUCAGUUUCAAAGAAACCUCGACAGGCAAAAGGGUCGUAUUAUCUCUCUCUGCUGGCAUCCCUCUGGUACAUUGAUAGCUGCUGGCAUGAUGGACAUGAUAAAAAUCUUUGAUGCUGAGUCAGGCCGUGCCACACACAGACUGCUGGUGGAGAGAGGAGUCGGAGCAUCAAAGAGUAGAGAGGUGGUGGUUUGGAGCAUCGCCUUCCUGUCAGAUCACACUAUCAUCAGCGGUGACUCGGCAGGAAAGGUCCAGGUCUGGGAUGGACUCACAGGGACUCUGGUCAGAACCCACCUAGUCACCAAGUGGGACGUUCUGGCCCUGUCUUCUUCCCAGGACGAGAGCAGCGUGGUAGCCGGGACGUCAGAGGGAACGGUGGUCCAGUUUCAGUUCCUCUCCUCUAAUGUUGGCCAGCAGGAUAAGGAAUGGGUCCGAACAAGGACCUUUAAAAACCACUCCCAUGAUGUGAGGGGGCUCGCUCACACCGACACAGCUGUGGUUUCUGGAGGUAUGGACACCCAACUGGUAGUGCGCCCCCUUUUGGACAAGGUGGAGAAGAACACCCAGGAGUCAGCACUGCGCAAAAUUGCUUUCCCACAUAGAAGCCUGGUUUGUUGUGCAAAGAAAGCAGGACUGCUGCUCUUCCAGUUCCCCGAUCAUUUGGAGCUGUGGAGACUAGGGGAGAGUAAUGGACAUGGAAGUCCUGGUGACAGUCUGCCUGUGAAGAGGAAACCAGAGAAGCUGAUCCAGCUGAAGAGGAAGGGCGAGGAUCAUAUCAGCUGCAGCGCUGUGUCUCCAUGUGGAGGCUGGCUGGCGUACUCCACUGUCUCCAGCUUCCGUCUCUACAGAUUACAGAACAACACCAUCAGUGUCACCAAGGUGUCUAGACUCCCUAAGGACCUUCGCUCGGCGCAGCAGCUCUGCUUCUCCUCUGACUCCACCAAACUCUUUGCUUCCUCCUGCCGUUCUUCAGUCCUAGUCGUUGACCUUAACCAGUCAGAUUGCAAAUACCUCCACACCCUCAGACCCAAAUCAGGUGAGACUCAGUCCUGCUGUUAUGUUAUAGCAUUGUUAGCAACACAUGGCGUGAUGAUGUUUGUGAAAAUGUAAACAUUGUGAAUCACUAGUCGACUAAUUAAGUCUU
Messenger RNA from Gymnodraco acuticeps, 1700 nucleotides. Its product is annotated as U3 small nucleolar RNA-associated protein 4 homolog. Gene Ontology annotation, biological process: maturation of SSU-rRNA from tricistronic rRNA transcript (SSU-rRNA, 5.8S rRNA, LSU-rRNA). The record is from RefSeq and is a predicted model, not a curated record. NCBI's taxonomy places the organism in Eukaryota, Metazoa, Chordata, Actinopteri, Perciformes, Bathydraconidae. The transcript is spliced from 12 exons. Gene Ontology annotation, cellular component: t-UTP complex; small-subunit processome; 90S preribosome. Gene Ontology annotation, molecular function: protein binding; RNA binding. The coding region runs from base 158 to 1666 and encodes 502 amino acids.